Molecule: messenger RNA, 1704 nt
Organism: Gorilla gorilla gorilla (western lowland gorilla)
Lineage: Eukaryota; Metazoa; Chordata; Mammalia; Primates; Hominidae
Gene: TEDC2
Product: tubulin epsilon and delta complex 2
Exons: 10
Coding region: 48-1268 (406 amino acids)
Source: RefSeq, a predicted model, not a curated record
CGUGGCUCUUCAGAGGCGGCAAAUUGCAAGGAGACGCCGCCGCCUUCAUGCUGCCGGCGGACUGCUCGCGCCGGCUGGUGACCGAGCUGCAGGGCGCCCUGGACGCCUGCGCACAGCGACAAUUGCAAUUGGAGCAGAGCCUGCGCGUUUGCCGUCGGCUGCUGCGUGCCUGGGAACCAACUGGGACCCGGGCUUUGAAGCCACCUCCAGGGCCAGAAACUAAUGAAGAGGACCCCCUUCCAGCAUGCACACCCAGUCCACAAGACCUUAAAGAGUUGGAGUUUCUGACCCAGGCACUGGAGAAGGCUGUACGAGUUCGAAGAGGCAUCACUAAGGCUGGAGAAAGAGACAAGGCCCCCAGCCUGAAAUCUAGGUCCAUUGUCACCUCUUCUGGCACGACAGCCUCCGCCCCACCCCAGUCCCCAGGCCAAGCUGGUGGCCAUGCUUCAGACACGAGACCCACCAAGGGCCUCCGCCAGACCACGGUGCCUGCCAAGGGCCACCCUGAGCGCCGGCUGCUGUCAGUGGGGGAUAGGACCCGUGUUGGGAUGGGAGCCCGAGCCCCCAGGCCUGGGGCGGGCCUCAGGGACCAGCAAAUGGCCCCAUCCGCUGCUCCUCAGGCCCCAGAAGCCUUCACACUCAAGGAGAAGGGGCACCUGCUGCGGCUGCCUGCGGCAUUCAGGAAAGCAGCUUCCCAGAACUCGAGCCUGUGGGCCCAGCUCAGUUCCACACAGACCAGUGAUUCCAUGGAUGCCGCCGCUGCCAAAACCCAGUUCCUCCAGAACAUGCAGAGAGCUUCAGGCGGGCCCCAGCCCAGGCUCAGUGCUGUGGAGGUGGAGGCGGAGGCGGGGCGCCUGCGGAAGGCCUGCUCGCUGCUGAGACUGCGCAUGAGGGAGGAGCUCUCGGCAGCCCCCAUGGACUGGAUGCAGGAGUACCGCUGCCUGCUCACGCUGGAGGGGCUGCAGGCCAUGGUGGGCCAGUGUCUGCACAGGCUGCAGGAACUGCGUGCAGCGGUGGCGGAACAGCCACCAAGACCGUGUCCUGUGGGGAGGCCCCCCGGAGCCUCACCGUUCUGUGGGGGUAGAGCGGAGCCUGCAUGGAGCCCCCAGCUGCUUGUCUACUCCAGCACCCAGGAGCUGCAGACCCUGGCGGCCCUCAAGCUGCGAGUGGCUGUGCUGGACCAGCAGAUCCACUUGGAAAAGGUGCUUCUGGAAGAGGAGGUGGGGGUGCAACAGAGGUCCGCAGCCUUGAGGACCCGAGGGUCCUGAUGGCUGAACUCCUCCCCCUGGUAAGCGCCACACAGCCGCGGGGGCCGCCCUGGCUGGCCCUGUGCCGGGCUGUGCACAGCCUGCUCUGCGAGGGAGGAGCACGUGUCCUUACCAUCCUGCGGGACGAACCUGCAGUCUGAGCCUUUCCCAUGCUGCCCUCGACCCUGUUCAGAUGGGGAUUGGGGGUGUCUUCCCUGGCACUGUGCUCGGGGACCCAGAGAUGCCUGUGCUUCCCUGGGAAACCUGGUGAACUGGACCAGGUGGCCUCACUGGCUCUUCUCAGGACAACUAAGCCUGCUGGUCAGGGCUGGCUUUCAGCCUUCCCAAGGCUCCUGGACUCCAGAGGCCAGCGGGGAGCCUUUCCUGGCUCCCUCUGUUUUCUCUCACUGUAGACCAAAGAGCUGCUUGUGUGAUAUUAAAGCCACUUUAGAAAGCA